UCCAGUAUUCUAUCAGUAUAGAAAACAACACACACACACUUUGUAGACACGCGUAAAUAAUUUUUCGAAAUUUGUACUUUUAUGCGUGCUAUUCUUUUUCGACUUUUAUCUUAAAUAUAUUACCAUUUUCAAACUAUAAAGAACAUAUUUACAAUCACCGAACCUCAAAAUGCCGCCCGUUUUAAAACGGAGUCUACGGAAAAGAUCAAAACCAGUUCAAGAAACUCCAGCCGAAAUCAAGAAGACGAGUACGCUUUCGAAAAUAAUCAUUCAAGGCACUGAACAGCUGUUAUUGGAUUCUGAAAAUAAUCCAAAUAUUCGAGUUAUUGAAAAACCCAGAAAAAUGCGGUAUUCAAAAUCAUCGAUUCCCACUGCGGAACCGGAUUUCCAGCUGCAUUCCACACCGAAAAUUGGUAAUCUGGCAAAUAAAAGCAACGCACGCGGGAUGUUUGGUCCGAUCAAAAAUAAACAGACAUCCAUAGAAGCUAUUUCUGAAAUUAGUGAUAUGUCCAUUGCUUCAGUGUCGGUGAGGAAUCAGCCGUUUGUGAACUUUCUCCAGGAUUUCUGCAUGACUCGUGGUUCCGAUCCCAGAGAAAGUGUUCAAGAGGCCAUCGCCAAAUGGGAUAAAAUGACACCCAAACAAAAAGCAGAAUUCAGUCCAGAAAACUACGUUCUAAAAUUGUGUAAUCAAGUGCAGAAUCGUAAUGAAAUUUUAAAUGCGGUUGCACUGCAGCCGGUUUAUGAAACUACAAAAAAAAAUCAAAAUGGAUUUAAUAAAGCCAGCAAGGUCAAGAGAUUGUCUCCAAAGCUACGUAAGUUGACAAAGCGAUUAAACCCAAGACCACGAGGUGUGGUGAGUCCCAGAAAAUCAAUUAAAAAUGCGGCCAAAAAGGAGGUGCCUCCAAUGGUGUCGGUGCGUCUAACUAAUAGUGCUUCGGCUUACAAAAACUUUCUGCGCAAAGUCCGUCAAGCAAAUCCUGGUCUGAUGUCCGUAGAAAAGACCUCCCUGUGGCGCAAAAUGACUCCUGCCGAAAAGGAUCUCUAUCGGGUAGUCAGCAAGCGAAGCCAAGAGAAAACCAAUGUCAAGAAAACCAAGUUAAGAGCUCUAGCUGCCAAACGCGUAAGGAAGCAAAGAACCUCACGAUCAACCCAGAUGCCUGAAAAUGCUUUACAUUAUUUGCAAAGCAGUUUCGAUAUUCAGCGAGAUGGCCAACUAGAAAUUUGGAACGAGAGCAACACUUUGCUACGGGAUAGUCAACGCUCCUGGGUCACACUUGACUACAUUUCAAAAGCCUUUGAAAAAGUGAAGAAUAUAUUUAGUUAACUACUUGUUGUCCAAAUUUUAUACAAAACAUAUGUAAUUGCUAUAAAAAAAACUGCGUAGAAACAUA
This is a messenger RNA of Drosophila santomea, 1391 nucleotides long. RefSeq lists its product as uncharacterized. The record is from RefSeq and is a predicted model, not a curated record. Bases 170 to 1324 code for a protein of 384 amino acids. The transcript has a single exon. Lineage: Eukaryota; Metazoa; Arthropoda; Insecta; Diptera; Drosophilidae.